Messenger RNA from Mytilus californianus (California mussel), 1923 nucleotides. Its product is annotated as D-2-hydroxyglutarate dehydrogenase, mitochondrial-like. The transcript is spliced from 7 exons. The coding region runs from base 94 to 1635 and encodes 513 amino acids. The record is from RefSeq and is a predicted model, not a curated record. Gene Ontology annotation, cellular component: mitochondrion. Gene Ontology annotation, molecular function: catalytic activity; FAD binding. Lineage: Eukaryota; Metazoa; Mollusca; Bivalvia; Mytilida; Mytilidae.
UGUCUGCGCCCAUGGAUUUGAUCUCUUAUCAGCUGUCGAAUGAUCUUCGCAUUUAAAACUGAAUGUGGUAUCAUUUAAAGACAGAUAACAAAAAUGAAAGCUUCUUACGCUUUGAGAAGACUGUUACCAAACAAUUUUAGUAUACGAUGUCACACUAAAAGAACAUUUUAUCGCUCAUUUCUACGUCAAACAGUUCCACUUACAAGUGUACGUUAUCCAAAUUUAAAGCGCAGUGGUUAUUCAGCACUAACUGACAAAGACCUAUCAGUAUUUGAGAAAUUGAUACCUGGGAGGGUUCUGACUGGAUCAUCAGAACUAGAUGGAUACAACACUGAUUGGUUAAAAACAUGCAGAGGUUCAAGUCAGGUAGUUUUGAGACCAAAGACCACAGAGGAAGUGUCAGCCAUUUUGAAAUAUUGCAAUGAAAGAAAAUUAGCAGUGGUGCCUCAGGGUGGAAAUACAGGACUGGUUGGAGGAAGUGUUCCUGUCUUUGAUGAAAUUGUUGUUUCUACACAGCUAAUGAACCAAAUCAUAAGUCUUGAUGAGAUUUCUGGAACAUUGGUUUGUGAAGCAGGCUGUAUUCUUGGUAACCUUAGUGACCAUGUGGCUGAAAGUGGAAUGAUUAUGCCACUUGACCUUGGAGCCAAAGGAAGCUGCCAUAUUGGUGGUAACUUAGCAACCAAUGCUGGAGGACUUCGACUGUUGAGAUAUGGAUCAUUACAUGGAAGUGUGUUAGGCCUGGAGGCUGUUCUUGCUAGUGGGGAAGUGGUAGAUUGUUUAUCAACUUUGAGGAAAGAUAAUACAGGAUAUGAUGUCAAACAACUAUUUAUAGGAUCAGAGGGAACUCUGGGGUUGAUAACAAAAGCGUCAAUACUUUGUCCACAAAAGCCAAAUGCUGUAAAUGUGGCUUUUCUAGGUUGUGACAGUUUUGAGAGGGUUCUUGAUAUAUUCAAAGAAAGUAAAAUGAAACUAGGAGAAAUUUUAUCAGCCUUUGAAUUUUUGGACGCAGAUGCCAUAGCAGUUGCCAGAGACAAUCUAAAACUUUCCAUACCUAUAGACGACACCUUUCCAUUUUAUGUACUUAUUGAAUCAUCGGGAUCUGACGGAACUCAUGAUGAGGAGAAAAUGAAUGGGUUCCUCGAAGACAUGAUGAAUCGAGGAUAUGUCAUUGACGGUACAGUGGCGUCUGAGCCAGCCAAAAUUCAAUAUAUUUGGUCUGUUAGAGAGAGGAUAGCAGAAGGACUAAUGCAUGAUGGGUAUUGUUACAAGUAUGAUGUAUCUAUUCCUUUAUCACAUUAUUAUGGAUUGGUGGAGGCAGUAAGGGAGAGAACUCAAGGCAAUACUACUAGGGUCAUAGGUUAUGGUCAUGUAGGAGAUAGUAAUUUACACUUAAAUGCUACGUCACCUGAAUAUAGUCAGACAACAAUGGACUUACUAGAACCUUUCCUGUAUGACUGGGUAGCUAAACACCGUGGAAGUAUCAGUGCUGAACAUGGUCUUGGGUUCAAAAAGCGGGACUUUAUUUACCACAGCAAAUCAGAAUCAGCUGUGAGACUAAUGAAUCAGAUGAAACAAGUCUUAGAUCCAAAUGGCAUAUUGAAUCCUUAUAAAUUGUUACCAACUGUGAUAAGAUAGUUAUGGCAAUUUAGUACUUUUCGUUUACAAUUGUAAUAGUCCUUUUUCUAGUCCUUUUUAUACAAUAAGUCCUUUCUUGUUUUAUUGUUCUGUUGGUUUGCUGUCUCUUUGAUGUAUACCUUACAUCUCUAUUUGUUCAUAUUAUCAACUAAUAUUACAAAUUAAGAAAAAAUAUAUUAUGAUGUUUUGAAAUUGUGUAAUAAGUGCAACAAGAUGAAAAUUGUGUUAAAUAAAAAUCCAUGUUUUAAAUUUCAAAAUCAAUUUUCAUUUUAUUUGUACACGAAAUCC